Polypterus senegalus (gray bichir) is the source of this 4634-nucleotide messenger RNA. It is a transcript of the gene dlc1, whose product is annotated as DLC1 Rho GTPase activating protein. The transcript has 14 exons. Bases 360 to 3575 code for a protein of 1071 amino acids. Gene Ontology annotation, biological process: regulation of Rho protein signal transduction; actin cytoskeleton organization; signal transduction. The record is from RefSeq and is a predicted model, not a curated record. Gene Ontology annotation, molecular function: GTPase activator activity; lipid binding; protein binding. Gene Ontology annotation, cellular component: membrane raft; focal adhesion. NCBI's taxonomy places the organism in Eukaryota, Metazoa, Chordata, Cladistia, Polypteriformes, Polypteridae.
UGUUAUUCUGUGACUGGAGGGCGGGUAGUUUGCAGUCAUUAAACUUUUUGUUUUUCUUUUUCUGACGUUUCUUUUUUUUGACUCCUAGUGAAAGUGGAUUUAUUUAAUGAAGGACUCUGUGUAAGGAAUGCACACAUGUAUUUUUGCUUUUCUCAUUUUUGCAUUUGCUACUUUGCUGAAAAAUUACUUUUCUUAACAAGUUAAAUCAUUGCCGUAGUAGAGAGACUUGCUACGUGCGGCUUGCUACCAGCAGCGCUAACAUAAUGGAUAACAUCGGCGUAAUCUCCUGACCUUUUCAAUUUAAAGAUCUGUGGUUAACUACAGAAUUUAUAUGCUGGCAGGUAUUGUGGAUUCUGUAAAUGUGCAAAGUGAAGGAAGCAGCAAUGAUUUUAACACAAAUCGAAGCAAAGGAGGCCUGCGACUGGCUACGGGCAGCAGGGUUCCCACAGUAUGCACAACUCUAUGAAGAUUGUCUCUUUCCCAUUGAAAUUGCUUCAGUGACUCGGGACCAUGAUUUUCUGGAUCGAGAUGCCAUUGAAGCACUCUGCAGGAGGUUAAAUACUCUGAACAAAUGUGCUGUAAUGAAGUUGGAAAUAAGUCCACUGCGAAAACGGAGUGAAGAUUCAGAUGAAGAUGAACCUUGUGCCAUCAGUGGUAAAUGGACCUUUCAGAGAGACAGCAAGAGAUGGUCUCGACUAGAGGACCUGGAUGUGUUUUGUUGUGCAGACAAUUCAGCCCCCUUCCCACUUCAAGAUUCUGCUUUAAAUGUUGGGUUGAGUAUUGAGAGUGUCCUGACUGAAUUAAGUGAACAGCAGGAGGUAGGCUCACUCCACAGUGCCAGUGGCAGCAGCACAGGGAGCCAAGGAGCUGGUCUUCAAAAUGUGAGCAUUGGAGCCACUCGUACUAGCUCUGUGACAAGUGUGUGCUCAUCUGAAACAUCAAUUGCCAAUGAAGAUUCUUUCUCUGAAGGUCUACCUUCUCCCAAGGAACAAUCAAGCUUCCAAUAUGGCACAAAAUCCAGUGGGAAGAGCACCAGAUCAAAAGCUAAAAGCUUUCUGAAAAGGAUGGAGAGCCUUCGUUUGAAAAGCUCUCCCAGUAAGAAGAAGAAAAUGGCACCCAAGCUGGUGAUUAGUGGACCAGUUCUUCGGGAGGGCAUUGAUGAAGAUAAACUUAGACGUCUUAAUUGUGUGGAGAUCUCUAGUUUGAAUGGACAUUAUAGCAAUCUCCCUCGUAACAGGAGUGUUUCUUAUUCUCCGCAGACAAGCAGUAGUAGUAGUCAUUCAGAAGCUAGCAGCAGUACAGUCAGCACUCCAAGUCCGGUCACAAGAGCUCGCAGCCACAGUGCUGCCUGCACAAAUAACAACAACAAGCGAGUUGGAAUGUAUUUAGAGGGAUUUGACCCUUUUACACAGCUUCAACAAUUUCAAUUUUUGCCUGAUGUGGCCAACCAGAACUUACUCAAUCAAAAAGAGGCACCUGAAGAUGAUAUUAUCUUUUUGAUCCCAGAAGGUCACAAGCCUGGCACUUUCCCUAAAGCACUUUGCAACAGUAUUGCGCACUGUCGGCUCAGGAGGGAAAGCAGUGACGACAGUUCCAAAGGAUCGAGCUGUGGUGGCCGGAAUAGGAGAAACUCUGCCAGCUCUUUGGAUAGUAGAAUAAGUGUAUAUGAUAAUGUACCAUGUUCUUUUCUACUUGAUGGAGAGGAUGAGGAAGCCCUCUACCCCAAACUAGAUGACAUCCUGCAGCAUGUCAAAGGUCUUCAGAGGUUUGUGAACGAAUGGUCAGAACAGACAGGCGAGGAGGGAGAUUCAGACUCUGCCCUUGAUUCAGUUUCUCCUUGCCCAUCCUCGCCUCUGCAGAACCACCUGGAAGAGACAGAAAAUAGCAGUGAUGUCGAGAGCCCAGGAAUCUCUUUGAAUGAAACGGAAGAAGUGCUGACUGGACAGGAGCGCAGAGACUCCGGUGUGGGUGCCUCCUUGACUAGAUCAAACAGACCCAAGAAGCUGAGGUGGCACAGUUUUCAAAGUUCUCACAGGCCAAGUCUGUCUUCAUUGUUAUUGCAAAUUAACUGUCAAUCGGUGACACAGAUGAACCUCCUUCAGAAAUACUCCCUCUUAAAGCUUACAGCUCUACUGGAAAAGUACACACCUACAAAUAAACAUGGCUUCAGCUGGGCUGUACCAAAGUUUAUGAAGAGGAUAAAAGUUCCAGAUUACAAGGACAGAAAUGUCUUUGGGGUCCCUCUGCAAGUUAAUGUGCAGCGUACAGGCCAGCCACUGCCCCAGAGCAUCCAGCAGGCCAUGCGCUAUCUCCGCAGUCAAUGCUUAGAUCAGGUUGGCUUGUUUAGAAAAUCAGGGGUAAAAUCAAGGAUUCAAGCAUUACGACUAAUGAAUGAAAAUUAUACGGACAGCAUAAGCUAUGAAGGACAGUCGGCCUACGAUGUAGCAGAUAUGUUAAAGCAGUACUUCCGUGACUUACCCGAACCCCUUUUAACCAGCAAGCUCUCUGAGACCUUUCUUCAAAUCUAUCAGUAUGUACCGAAGGACCAGCGGCUCCAGGCUAUCAAAGCAGCUAUUAUGCUCCUGCCAGAUGAAAACAGGGAGGUGCUGCAGACUUUGCUUUACUUCCUCAGUGACGUCACCGCUGCGGUAAAAGAGAAUCAGAUGACCAACAACAACCUGGCCGUGUGUCUGGCUCCUUCUUUGUUUCACCUCAACACCCUCAAGAGAGAAAACUCGUCUCCAAGAGUGAUGCAUAGGAAGCACAGCCUUGGUAAACCUGAUCAGAAAGACCUGAAUGAGAAUCUGGCAGCUACUCAUGGAUUGUCCCACAUGAUCGCUGAAUGCAAAAAGCUUUUCCAGAUUCCAGAGGAGAUGAAUCGCUGUAGAAAUUCAUACCUGGAGCAAACAUUACAGCCCCCAAAACUUGAAGACAUAGUGAGUAAUAGUAAAGGACAGCCUGGAGGGUUUAAGGGCUACCUACAGGAGUGUCUGGACGGCCUUCUCAAAGAAGCCAAGGAAAAGUUUAAAGGCUGGGACAGCUGUUCUACUCCAGAGCCAGCAGAACUCUCUUUUAAGAAGGUGGGUGAUGGGUUUCCACUUCGCUUAUGGAAAGUUAGUCUGGAGAUUCCUUCCACUCCAGAAGAUGUCUUGAAUCGUGUGCUCAGAGAACAACACUACUGGGACGAAGAUCUUUUAGACUGCAAAGUUAUUGAAACUUUGGAUAACCAGACUGAGGUCUACCAAUAUAUCCAGAACAGCAUGGCCCCACAUACCCCUCGGGAUCAUGUAGUCUUAAGGACGUGGACCACAGAUUUGCCAAAAGGAGCCUGUGCUCUCGUAGCCACUUCUGUGGAUUAUGAUGCUGCUCCCCUCAUGGGUGUUCGUGUCAAUGUGCUAACCUCUCGAUACCUGAUUGAGCCUGUUGGUUCGGCUAAGUCCAAACUCACCUACAUUUGCAGGAUUGACUGCAGAGGCCGUAUUCCAGAAUGGUACAAUAAGAUAUUUGGACAUUUAUGUGCAGCAGAAAUGGUUAGAAUACGGGACUCCUUCAUCAAUCCACCGACUGAAAAAUAAUUCAGUAAUUUUUACUUACUUACUGUGUCGAAUAAGACACGCUACAUGUGAAAUCAAUUACAUCUGGUAUCACUCGACAAAAAACAUUCUUCAGAAACGAAGAAACAUUGUAAGCAUACUAGGACGUUUGCAAUGUUUUGGAUUUUGCAAUCCAGAACCUGAAAGGAUGGGACAUCUAUGUAAUAUAGCAAUAUUAUUUUUUUUGAUGCUGCUUUCACUUGAGUUCAGAACCCCUCAGGAAGAUCCUGACUGGACUCAACAAAACAUUGGCUCUUUGCAAUGCUUGACACGUACCUAUGUGACAAGAGGCUAUUAUUGCUUCUGGGAAGCAAAAAAGUUGACCUUGUAUAUAAUGUAGACAAUUAUUGUGCUGUUUCGUGGCGAUUACAUUAUCAUUUGUAAAUAAAUCUUGCAGUUCAAUGAAGUAGCUGUGUAUGGAAGUCUCUGUGGAUAUGUGUACUGUAUUAAUGUUUCACAGAGUGUACAAGCAGAAGAAGUGAAUGAGUGAAAGUUAUGUGUGAUAUUAGAAAUAUUGGAAGUGGUAGAGCAUGGUGUCUGGUACACUAUUGCCAGGAUAGUUCGAUAGAUAGAUAAGGCUGAAUGUCUGAUGAUCAGUUAAACCUGUAAGGAGUUGCUACCAAAUGGACCAAAUGACUCUCAGUCAUGGGUUUUAAUCUUUGAGCUGUGCUGUUAUUACAGCAUUUAUUAGUUCAUCACUGCAGUGAGAUAAAAUACAAAUGUGAAGAAUACCUUAACUUUAGAAAAUCAUAAUCAAAUGUGGCACAACCAAAGCUGAAACGUUUCCGCUUGAACUCGGCUUCAAGGAAAACUAAACCCUUUUUUUUAAUUUAACACGGGGUUUAAUCCAAACUAAACCCUUUAUAUAAAAAACAAAAAAUGUUCACAUUUGAAAGAAAAACAUUUUAGCAAUUAGUGUUUUUAAAAUUUCUAAUGACUACUUUUUGGCCAUAUUGUUUAAUCUAUCACUAUUUUGAUAGUGUAUACCUUGUGGUCUCACAGAAAAGUUCUAGAGUGAUUUAAUCCAGUGGUCCUUUUAUA